Molecule: messenger RNA, 1409 nt
Organism: Phoenix dactylifera (date palm)
Lineage: Eukaryota; Viridiplantae; Streptophyta; Magnoliopsida; Arecales; Arecaceae
Product: jasmonate-induced oxygenase 2-like
Source: RefSeq, a predicted model, not a curated record
CAAUCAAAUUAAUAUCCCUGCGUAGAAAAGUUGUGGCAUGCAUGGAGUGCCCACUAGAGUGGCCCGAGCCCGUGGUUCCGGUCCAAUCCUUGGCUGAUGCCGCCGUGAUCCCGGACCGAUACGUCAAGCCGCCGUCGGAGCGGCCUGGCGAUGCGUCCAAGGAUGCGAGCGUCGAUAUGAUCCCCAUCGUCGACCUUGGUGGCCUCACCGGCGGUGCGGCGGAGCGCGAGGCCACCAUGCGGGAGAUAUCGGGCGCGUGCAAGGAGUGGGGGUUCUUCCAGGUGGUGAACCAUGGGGUGAGCCCGGAGCUGAUGAGGAGGGCGAGGGAGGUGUGGAGGGAGUUCUUCCACCUGCCUCCGGAGGAGAAGCAGGUGUUUGCCAACUCCCCGAAUACCUUCGAGGGGUACGGGAGCCGGCUUGGUAUCCAGAAGGGUGCAAGCCUCGACUGGGGGGACUAUUUCUUCCUCCAUCUCCGCCCGGAGUCGAUCAAGAACCAAGACAAAUGGCCUGCUCUUCCUGCAUCCUUGAGGAAAAUAACCGAAGCCUAUGGAACAGAAGUAGUAAAGUUGUGCGGGGUACUGAUGCAGGUGCUGUCAAUAACACUAGGAUUGGAUGAGAGCUUUCUUCAGAAGGCAUUCGGGGAAGAAGAAGCCGGGGCUUGCAUGAGGGUGAACUACUACCCAAAAUGUCCACAACCAGACCUCACCCUCGGUAUCUCCUCCCACUCCGACCCCGGUGGCUUCACCAUCCUCCUCCCUGACGAACGUGUCCAAGGUCUUCAAGUGCGCAAAGGUGACGCAUGGGUCACCGUGCAAUCCGUUCCCCAUGCUUUCAUUGUGAACCUCGGAGAUCAAAUUCAGGUGCUAAGCAAUGCAAUUUACAAGAGCGUGGAGCAUCGUGUGUUUGUGAAUGCAGCAGAAGCAAGGAUAUCCAUUGCUCUUUUCUACAACCCGAAAGGUGACCUGCUAGUGGGACCUGCUCCAGAAACUGUGACCCCAGAUCGACCUCCACUCUAUAAACCGAUGACGUUCGACAAAUACAGGUUAUUUAUAAGGAAGAAAGGGCUAUGUGGCAAGUCGCAAGUGGAAUCUUUGAUAGCCAUGUAGCCUAAAUUUUCUCUCAUCGGUAGCUCUUGCACCGGUUUCUCAAGGGAAAAAAAAGGGGAAGGAAAGAGAACUUCAUUUGUAAUGUUUGUUUAAGAUUGAUUCUAUCUGCCCACCAUGUAUCGUUUCAUGUUCCUUAAUUUUAAUGCGAAAGGCAGUAGAUUUCAAGCAUGUUAAUGCUUCACAAGGCUUGUGCUUAUGUGGUCGCAUUAUAAAUUAAUUUCAAGUACACGGAUAAAUUGAUAAUUACAAAUGUACGUCCACUCUCUUCGGCUGAAACAAUUAAUAGCUAAAUUCUAUUUGUAA